GCCGUCCGGAAGUUGGGCUCUCUCGGACGUAGGGAUCGCGAGCGAAACGAGCGUACCGCUUCCAUUUUCUCGAGCAUCUCGGUCGGAUAGGAGAGCACGUGUCGCGUGUAACCGAGCCGGUCCCCGCGCCCGCACGACGUCGACUCGCACGUGUGAGAGGAAGGAUUUCACGUAGAGCAACGUACCGGUCGCAGUCACCCUUCGCCAUCACGCGCGUCCGUCCCCUGUCCGUGCGCGGCAGAGGUUAAAAAGCAUGAAUCCCGAGAAGCUCAAGAAGCUCCAGGCCCAAGUGCGAAUCGGCGGCAAGGGUACACCCCGACGCAAGAAGAAGGUUGUACACGCGACUGCCGCCACAGAUGACAAAAAGUUACAGAGUUGUCUAAAGAAACUUUCUGUAAAUACAAUUCCUGGAAUAGAGGAGGUUAAUAUGAUUAAAGAUGAUGGCACAGUCAUCCAUUUCAAUAAUCCAAAAGCCCAGGCUAGUCUGUCUGCUAAUACAUUUGCGAUCACUGGUCACGGAGAAAAUAAACAGAUAACCGAGAUGUUACCAGGAAUCUUGAGCCAGCUUGGCCCUGAAGGUCUGACACAGCUGAAACGAUUAGCGAGUACAGUUGCUGGAAGUGCGGUUGGGAAAACUACGUUGGAAGAGGACGACGAGGUGCCCGACUUAGUGGAGAAUUUUGAUGAAGCUAGCAAAGAGGAGGUAAAGGGAAUUACAGUGGCGCCCAAAAAGGAAGUGGAUGAAAAUGAUAAACCUAAUGGUGAGAAGAAAGAAGCCAUUAUUAUUGAAGAGAAGAAAGAAGCCCCGUUAGCUACGCCUGAAGCUUAAGAAUGAAUACUAAGAUAUUUCAUACAGCAAAGUUGUAACAAAUAAGUAAUUGAGUCAAGAAAAACUUGUGACACUGAAACAAAUGAAGCAUAACUAUACAUACAUUACAAAUACUUGACAUACACCUCAUGAUACUUGCUAAUACAAGUAACAGUUGACAAGAAAUAAAAAAGCUGUUACAAAAAUCAAAAGGAUUUUUCAGAGGUUUUUUUUAUCAUUUUGGUGCUCGACCAGUAAGAUAGUCUUUGCUUCAAUUAGUCAAGAUGUUUUUAUAGCUUCUAGUUAAUAUAUGACGCUUUAACUAUUUAAAAUGUCAACAAAAACUUGGAGCAUUUAACUUGAUUAAGAAUUGUAACAAAAUUAAUAUUAUGCUAUAAAUUUGUUAUUAAUACACAUUGAUGUGGGAGAUACGCAGUAUUUUUUCUUCAAGAAGUCCAGUGAUUUUUAAUUGUAUUAUGUUAAAUUUUUAUUUCAUUUUGAUCAAAUAAAAUGUCAGUAAUAAUAUAAAUUAGUAGCAUAGAAAAUCAUUAAAAUGUAAUACUGGAGUGCGCGGCGCUGCUAUGUAACGCCUAUGCUGAAGCUGCUUUCAGAAGACAACAGUUGUGCAAUGGUUGAGUAAAUCUUUAAUAAGAUUGGCUCUUCGCUGAAUCUAAAUAUAGAAACCAAUCGUAAUAAAGAAUCGCUCCCUGA
Solenopsis invicta (red fire ant) is the source of this 1519-nucleotide messenger RNA. RefSeq names its product transcription factor BTF3 homolog 4 (gene bic). The record is from RefSeq and is a predicted model, not a curated record. Lineage: Eukaryota; Metazoa; Arthropoda; Insecta; Hymenoptera; Formicidae. The coding region runs from base 254 to 829 and encodes 191 amino acids. Gene Ontology annotation, cellular component: nascent polypeptide-associated complex; cytosol. The transcript is spliced from 4 exons.